Molecule: messenger RNA, 1710 nt
Organism: Ylistrum balloti
Lineage: Eukaryota; Metazoa; Mollusca; Bivalvia; Pectinida; Pectinidae
Product: peroxidase-like protein
Exons: 8
Coding region: 1-1710 (569 amino acids)
Biological process (GO): response to oxidative stress
Molecular function (GO): heme binding; peroxidase activity
Source: RefSeq, a predicted model, not a curated record
AUGGCGUCUAAAGGAGAGUCUACUGGAGAUAUAAAUUCCCUGAUACAGGCUAUAAGAAAUGCUAUCGAUUUGACUUUAAGAGAAGUCAGCUCCACAUCGAAUCUUUUCCAAUCGGAUGCAGCUGCAAGAUUUGCAGAAUUAGAGAGAAAGACGCAGUUUCUAGUAAUUGCCUUGGACAGAAACUCACAGUUAAUACAGCGAGCUAUGAUUAUCUUCGAACAAAUAGCGAGAGUUUCCUGGAUCGUCAUAUUGAAGAGUCCCAUCUUGCUGAUGGAAUGGAGAACACGCAUCGCUCCAAUCUGUUCUAUAUCGCCAGUCAGAUGUGACCCAUUUACACCCUAUAGAACAAUUGAGGGCCAAUGCAAUAAUUUGAAUUUCCCUUUAUGGGGAAGCAAGAUGUCACCCCAGGAGAGGCUCAUUCGGCCUUUCUACGAUGAUGGGUUAAAUUCUCCUCGUACAAAGUCGGUUGCGGGAGGAGACUUGCCCAAUGCACGAGUGAUAAGCAACGAGUUUCACAGAAACACAGGUCAAGCACCAGUUUUAAGCAAAAUCUUCACAAACAUGUUCUUUGCCUAUGGACAGUUUCUAGAUCACGAUAUUACAUUAACCCCAGUUCUGAAAGGUAGACUCCGAUUGACGGCCAUGAAUCUCCCUCUGUCUGGGUCUGCCGAUAUGUGCAUGCUUUCCUCUCCAGGACAUCACUGUUUCCUAGCAGGUGAUGGUCGGCGACAUGAAGUUCCUAGUCUUACAACGCUGCACGUGAUUUUCGCAAGGGAGCAUAAUCUUUUAGCACGUGGUCUUAGAUUAACCAACCCUCAUUGGCAUGACGAGAGAUUGUUUCAGGAAGCGAGACGUAUCUUGGGAGCAGAGCUGCAACACAUAGCUUUCAAUGAAUAUUUACCUAUCGUACUUGGAACUGACGUCAUGAUAAAAUUAGGAUUAAUUCCAACCGCACAGGGUUACCGCACAGUAUAUGAAGAAACCAUUAACCCGACGACUACAUCAAGUUUCAGUACAGCAGCAUUCCGUUAUGGUCAUUCGCAAAUUCCUUCCGUUCUUGGACUUAUGUCUAAAGAUGGGAUAAUUGUGGACGAAAUGCCACUGCAUACUCAAUUUGACAGACCCGAUAUAUUAUUCAAUAGGGACGGUUCAGAAAAUCUGAUGCGGUGGUUGACUAAUUCACAUCAUGAAGAAAACGAUAGACUUAUUUCGGAUAGCGUGCGAAACAAUCUUAUGCAAAACAUGGGUCCGCUAGCAAUGGAUUUAGCCGCCACAAACAUACAACGAGGACGGGACCAUGGCAUUCCUCCGUAUAACUUUUUUAGAGAAUGGUGCGGUUUGCGACCGGUUAUCCAUUUCGGGAAAGGACCAGGUGGACUGAAUGAUCACGACGAUAUAGCCAGAAUAUUUCUAUCUAAACUUUACAGAAAUCCAAAUGACCUCGAUCUCUUCACGGCAGGUGUGUCUGAGAAAAACCUUCCGAACGCAGCUGUUGGACCGACAUUUUCUUGUAUCAUUGCGACACAAUUUAAUAACUAUCAAAGAGGAGACAGAUUUUACUAUGAGAAUGCAAAUUUACCGGGAAGUUUUACAGUUGAUCAGUUGAAUGAAAUAAAAAGGAAAACAACUUUAGCCGCUAUUCAGUGUAGAAACUCCCGUAUACAUUCAACACAACCACAACAGUUCCUGAAACCUGAUCACAUAAGGUAA